Messenger RNA from Mycena indigotica, 801 nucleotides. Its product is annotated as Phosducin domain-containing protein. Lineage: Eukaryota; Fungi; Basidiomycota; Agaricomycetes; Agaricales; Mycenaceae. The transcript is spliced from 3 exons. Gene Ontology annotation, cellular component: cytoplasm. The record is from RefSeq and is a predicted model, not a curated record. Bases 10 to 801 code for a protein of 263 amino acids. Gene Ontology annotation, biological process: protein folding.
UUCCAAACCAUGGCGGUUAAUCCAAAUGAAGAUACAGAAUUCAAUGACGCUCUGCGAAAGCAUGGAAUCAUACCUCCAAAAGAGGUACCUCCCCCAUCACCAUCGCCCCCUCCAUCCCCAACGUUGGAUGAUCUCUUAGAGGAGCUCACACCUUCUGAGAUGGCAGAGCUUGCUGAAGAUGCCAAGGAUGAAGAAACUGAGCGCGCUAUUGAUGCUUUUCGUCGACAACGGCUAGUGGAUGAGAGGACUGCUGCAAAGCGCGCUCGGUUUGGGCGAGUAUAUCCAAUCGGCAGGGAAGACUACACUCGUGAAGUCACCGAUGCUAGCUCAAUCAAUGAAGAGGACGACGAGAAAGGCCUCGGUACUGGUGUUGUCUGCUUCCUCUACAAAGACGGAAUAGUCCGCAGCGACCGCGCAUUUCAGCAUGUCAGAACUUUGGCUGCACGACAUCCAAGAACUAAAUUUGUGUCCAUCGUUGGCGACAAGUGCAUCCCAAACCUUCCCGACUCUCGUAUUCCUAUGUUCAUCGUUUAUAAGAAGGGCGAAAUCUUGAACCAGGUGGUAGCUUGGGGGGCAGAUCGCGAUCGGACAUUGGAAGAGUUGGAAUUGUUGCUUAUCGUGGGAGGAGCAAUUAUACUUCCCGAACGAUUGCCAGCCAAGAAGAGAGAAAGCGACGAUGAGUUUUCUGAUGACGAGGAGGACGAGCCACCUCGAAGAUCAGCAGCAACGUCGACCAACGGCAGACCACCCAAGAACAUUCGAAAAUCUGCAUCAGACUCGGACUUUGAAUUCGACCUGUGA